This is a messenger RNA of Zophobas morio, 759 nucleotides long. Its product is annotated as odorant receptor Or1-like. Lineage: Eukaryota; Metazoa; Arthropoda; Insecta; Coleoptera; Tenebrionidae. Gene Ontology annotation, molecular function: olfactory receptor activity; odorant binding. The record is from RefSeq and is a predicted model, not a curated record. The transcript is spliced from 5 exons. Bases 1 to 723 code for a protein of 240 amino acids. Gene Ontology annotation, cellular component: plasma membrane. Gene Ontology annotation, biological process: sensory perception of smell; detection of chemical stimulus involved in sensory perception of smell.
AUGAUUCCAUUCUUUGAAGACGAAAUGAGACUUCCGAUUGAUAUUUGGUUACCAUGCAAUCUUAAGUCGAAUCCAAGAAUAUUUCGACUAGUGUUUGUUGUUUUAGUUUUUGGUGUUGGUAAUUGUGCCCAUGUGAAUGCUAUAGUUGAUACUCUGCUUUCUGGACUGCUCUGUCAUGCUAUACAUCAAAUCAGAAUAUUGAAAGACAAUCUACAAUUUCUUGAAGAAAGUGCCUUGAAAGAAGAACAAUUUAAAAACGAAUUUAUUUAUCGUAAAAUUUCGAAAUGCGUUGGUCAUCAUGAAGCCAUAUUACAAUUUGUAGCAAACUUUGAGGAUCUUUACUCGUCGGCUAUAUUUAGCCAAUUUCUGGCCAGCAUUGUCGUUAUAUGUAUUACUUGCUUGCAAAUGACCAUGUUAGAACCACUGACAUUUCCGUUUUUUUCUAUGGUCAUGUUUCUAAUGACAAUGUUCACAGAAAUUUAUUUUUAUUGCUACUAUGGUACAGCUCUCUACGAAGAGAGUAAUACUCUGACCAAUGCUAUCUACACAGCAAAAUGGUACGAUUAUGACCCAAGAUCUAAGAAAGCCUUAAUUAUUUUGAUGGAGCGUUCAAAAAAACCAAUAGUUGUUACAGCUGGAAGAAUUUUAGAUUUGUCUUUAGACACUUUUAUUAAGAUUCUCAGACGGGCGUAUUCUUUAUUGGCGGUUUUCCAAAAUCAGUGAAAGCUUCAGAUUUUCGUAAUCCGUCCUAUGAGUUAC